This is a messenger RNA of Paramecium octaurelia, 1310 nucleotides long. The record is from the annotation of a GenBank genome assembly. Lineage: Eukaryota; Ciliophora; Oligohymenophorea; Peniculida; Parameciidae.
AUGUAACACUAAGGUGAUCUCAUGAUCAAUGUAUAUAUAAAUUCUUCUCUUAGGCUGAUUUAAUUAUCAAACAACUCCAAUGUGCUGUGUGCAUCAAUGAAUUCAAUAACCCAUUCCUAACAAAAUGUGGUCAUAGCUUUUGUUAUGUAUGAAUUGAAACAUUUAAAAAAGAAUUGCAUCGAAGAAGUCAUCAACAGAUACCAUAAAUGCCCUUUGUGCAACUUAGACUUAAAUAAAACAGAUCUCUAUAAGAAUAAUCAAAUUAAUCAAAUCAAAUGUACUUUCUUGAUUCACAUUAGAAAUUAUUGAGGAGCAGAAAAAAUAAUAAUUAAACCAUAAAGUGAGCAAUGUGUUUGGAGAGUAAAAUGCAAAUGCUUUCUUGCCUGAUUAUAAAAUGAUAUCAGAGGUAAAUCAAUAAAAUAAAUGAGAUGUUUAAAAAUGCAGUCUAGCAAAUGUACAAUGUAUAUGAGAGUAAGUAUAUUGAUGCGAUUGAUGAAUACAAAGCUCGAUAGCAGGAACUUAAAAUUGAUUAUACACAAAGGUUAGAUGCAGCCAUGGAAGUAAUCUACUUAGAGUCAUAAAAAUAGGAUCAUGUCAAAGAAUAAAUCACCAAUAAUUACAAAGAGGCAGUCAAACAAAUUGAAACCAGCUUUAAAUAACUCAAGGAUUAUUAUGCAGACUGUGUGUAUAAAUCAUUAGAGUAAUUUAAAUGCGAAUAAAUUGAUGUAAGAAUUGUAUUAACUGUUCAGAUUCUAAUUUAAAUUGUGUUACCAAAACAGAACGCAUAAUUUCCUUGGCCAUUUAAAGUUAACAAUAGAAUUAGUUCAAUCGCUGAAGUAAUUUUCCAACACUUUGAUAAAAAAAAUGAUCCCAUCCAGAACUUCGAUCCUUCCAAAUUAAAAAUUAUAUUCUGCAAACCCUAAGAUCUUUACAAGAUUAGCCAGUCAGUAUUAAAUAAGGAUCUUGAUGUUAUAUCUCAAUAAUAUCAAAUUUAUCCUAUGAAUAGUGAGAUAUUUUUGGCAUCUUUAGGUCAGGUUAAGCAAGGCUCGAUUAUUGUUGUUAUUAGUGACAUCAGUUUAAAGAGCUAAUAACCUCAGGAAUGCAUUACAUUUAAAUUUAAUAAAGAUAGAUUAGUAGAUUAUUAUAGUUGUCUAUAAUGUAAAAUACAUUGGGUGUGCUAAGUAUGUAAGGACUUUUGUCAUUAAGGACAUCAAUUGUCCAUAUAUCGGUAACAAGUCAAGCCAGAUUGGGCUUGUUGUUAUUGUGUAUCAAAGGGAUUCUGUAAGGCAUUAAAUAAAAAUAAUUAAUGA